CUCCUCUCCUGAUUCAAUGUGUAGUCUGGAAAGCAUCAAGUAAUGGACUUGGUUGGCUUUCCUGAGGGAGCUGAUCGUGUGUUCCAUGGAUUAGGGAUCCAUGAGCGAUCUGCGACAGACCUCACCAUUUUUGCCAUCAACCAUCGCCGUACCGGAAGCGUCGUUGAGGUACUCGAGUACUCUAUUGGUGACAAGGCCGUCCAGUACAAGGAGACUAUCCAGCAUGAGCUCAUUCGCACUCCAAAUGACAUUGUUGCAUUGGGGCCUCGCGAAUUUUAUGUUUCCAAUGACCAUAAGCAUCUAGAUGGCCCCCAGAGAGUUGCUGAAGAGCUGCUUCGACGCCAAUGGAGUAAUGUGAUCUACUAUUCACCUGAGAAGACAUUCGUUGCCUUUACAGGCGUCGCAAGUGCCAAUGGUAUGACUAGCAACAAAGACAAUUCGCUUAUCUUCCUCUCAGCCUGCCAUGGUGCUGGCAUGCAUGUGCUCAAGCCUCAAGCAGACCACACACUUAGCCAAGAAGAGUUUGUCAAGUUUGACUUCUACGUUGAUAAUCCUUCAUAUGAUCCUGUGUCUGGUGAUAUCUUUGUUGCGGGCCAUGUCCAACCCUACAGGAUGGUUUCGAGCCUUGGCGUGCAUGGGAAACCCAUCAUCGGGCCAUCCAAAGUCGUAAGAAUGUACAAGAACCCAGAGAUUUCAUCUACCGCACCUAAAUAUCUCAUUGAAACUGUAUUAGCUGAUGAUGGACAUUUCAUCUCGACAAGCACGGUGGCAGCUAUUGACCGCAAACAUGAGGUCAUGUUGAUUGGUACAGUCUUCUCUGCACAGGGCUUUUUCCGUUGUCCACUUCCCAAGGGGGCUUAAAAAGUAGAAAUCUCUGAGUUAUAUCUAUCUUUAUAAAAACUCAUAUUCGUACUUCAAUCUGCUUGAAAGGUCCUAUUGUUAAAUAUUCAAUGCCCUUAAACAUAAAGU
Messenger RNA from Lobosporangium transversale, 969 nucleotides. Its product is annotated as Arylesterase-domain-containing protein. The coding region runs from base 43 to 861 and encodes 272 amino acids. The transcript has 2 exons. Gene Ontology annotation, molecular function: arylesterase activity. NCBI's taxonomy places the organism in Eukaryota, Fungi, Mortierellomycota, Mortierellomycetes, Mortierellales, Mortierellaceae. The record is from RefSeq and is a predicted model, not a curated record.